Messenger RNA from Mycena citricolor, 726 nucleotides. Lineage: Eukaryota; Fungi; Basidiomycota; Agaricomycetes; Agaricales; Mycenaceae. The record is from the annotation of a GenBank genome assembly.
AUGGACGUAUAUGUUCAGAUCACGGGUCUGGACUCAGGAAAAACGCGCGGAGUCAAGGCACUGCUUGAUAGUGGCUGCAGUACCUGUUGCAUCAAUACUGACUGUGCACGGGCAGAAAAACUGGAUAUCCAAGAGCUCCCCCAACCCAUAGUGGCUCGUAACGCCGACAACACCAAGAACAUCAGUGGCCAGAUCACGCAUUACGUCGACUUAAGGAUGAGAAUUGGCCCUCAUGUAGAGACACGCACGUUCCUUCUGACGUGUUUGGGAAAAGCUCAGAUCUUCAUUGGUCUUGAUUGGCUGAUGGAACACAACCCUGAGGUAGAUUGGCAGGAGCAGACAAUGAGAUUCAGCCGAUGCCCCAAGUGGUGUCACAUGAGGGAUCACAAGGAGCACCAAGCAAUGAUCGACAUGGAUGCAAUCGAUUUGGACACGGGCGCACUGGAUCUGGAAGAGGGAGAAUCAAUCCUGUUGGUCGACUUUGGAAAGGAGGUGGACCUCCGGCUGAAGGAAACCCCGGCGCAGAAAUUUGCAGAAGAAGCGGAAAAAGAGAAGGAAAGGAUGACCAAGGGGAAGAUUCCAGAUCAAUACCGGGAAUUCAUCAAAGUAUUUGCCAAGGAAUCAUUCGACUCACUACCAGACCGACAAACAUGGGACCAUGCAAUCGAACUCAAACCGGGCUCCAAAGCAGUGGACUGCAAAGGUUUACCCGCUAUCACGAAAUGA